AAAGAAAACAAAAAACAAAAAAAACAGAGACUACAAUAGUUGGGAGGAGAAGAAAUACAUUAACGAAGCGGUUAGGAGAAGAUGAAACUGUUCGACGCGCACUGUCACCUACAAGACCCCAGAAUCAUAAGCAAAGCUCCUCAACUCAUCUCCUCCGCUGUAGCUUCUGGUGUCUCUUCCUUCGCCGUCAAUGGAGUCUCCGAGAAAGAUUGGAACUUGGUCAAAGAGAUGGGAGUGAAAUACCCUUCUGUUGUUCCCUGUUUUGGUAUCCAUCCAUGGUAUGUAGCAGAGAGGAGUCCUCAUUGGUUUGAGACGUUGAAGAGCUUGUUUGAGACCACUCCUAGUGCUGCUGUUGGAGAAAUUGGUUUAGACAAAGGGUCUAAGGGAAGAGAGAUUGAUUUCUCAGACCAGGUUGGAGUGUUUCGUCAACAGCUCGAACUUGCAAAGGAAUUGAAUAAACCUGCGUCAAUUCACUGUGUCCGUGCAUUUGGGGAUCUACUUGAGAUAACAAAAUCUGUGGGGCCUUUUCCUGCUGGAGUCAUCCUUCACUCGUACUUGGGAUCUGCUGAGAUGGUUCCUGAAUUUGCUAAGCUCGGUGCUUAUUUCUCCUUCUCUGGUUUUCUCAUGUCCAUGAGUGAGAAGAAAGCCAAGAAGAUGUUGAAAGCAGUCCCUUCUGAUAGGAUCUUGUUGGAGACUGAUUCACCGGAUGCAUUACCAAAGUCAGAGUCAGGUGACCUCUACUUUGUAGAAGGAGAUCCUUCUCUAUCCGAAGAAGUAAACUCACCUCAGGAUCUUGAGUCUAAUGCGUCCAGUGGUGGCUCCAUGAAGUUGCCAAAGGAAACACUUAAUCACCCUGCUAAUAUUCAUAUCGUACUUGGGUAUGUAGCAAGGUUGUUGGACAUGAAGAACGAAGAACUCGCAGAACUAAGCUAUAGAAAUGCUGUUCGGUUAUUCUCUUACCCUGGUUCGAAGCUGCUUCUCGAGAAAGGUGCCGCUGAUGUCUCUGGUGGCACUCAAGACAAUUCAACAACACAUGUACCAUCAAGUUCUUAACACAUUUUAGUUGUAUUUUUGUCAUUACUCUGUUACAAGUCUUUGAAGUUGGAAUAGUGUUGUAGACUCUCAUACGUCUCUUUGUAUAAAACCUUUUAUAAUUAUGUGAACAUUGAAAUUUGACAUGUUCAUAUAUGUGAUGAUGAUAAUGAAGAUUAUAGACUUACAUAACA
Messenger RNA from Eruca vesicaria subsp. sativa (arugula), 1226 nucleotides. Lineage: Eukaryota; Viridiplantae; Streptophyta; Magnoliopsida; Brassicales; Brassicaceae. The record is from the annotation of a GenBank genome assembly.